UGUGUUGGCUGCGCACGAUGGGGGACAAUUAUGACGAAAUGUCAAACGAUCAGCUUCGGCUGAAAUUGCUGGAAUUUGGGCUGGCCAACAUGCCCGUGACCAGUACCACGCGAAAGGUUCUGAUCAAAAAGUUGCGAAACCACAUCGCCACUAAUGGCAAGCGGCGUGAAACAAUGAACCUUACCAGCUACUCUUCCGAUGAGGAUAGCAGCAGUCAGCAGAAUUCGGCGCUGAAAAAAGGAGCGACAUCAAACAAAAAGGACUCAGUCAACAGACGUGCUACGAUUGCUACGGUAGCGACUGCGAAGCCGUCAUUAAAACCCAUACCACCACCGAAACCGGUAAUGAAGGCCCCGUCGCAAACAUUGCCGCCCGAACCGGUGUCAGCGUCGAAGCGUCGUUCAGGACGAAGUACUCCGGUGAAGGAUAGUAAUGCUGCAGCACUGGCCCCCGCACAGGGUGCACCGAAAGUGCCGACUAUAUUAGAGGAUUCCGACGACGGUAUGAUUCCAUCGACUCGGCGAGAUCGCAAAUCGGCUAGCCCGUCGUUGUCGCGGGCAGACAUGCUGACAACAUCCUACGUACAUCACAUGGCGGUAUCUGCACAGCCAUCGGAACCGAUCGUGGAGGAGAUGGAUGUGGAUGACGUACCGGAGAUGGAUGAUGUGAUCGUGCUGGAUGAUGAUGACGAUGAUGCUAUCAUGCAGAUUACCAUGCCACCACCACAGCAACCGAAACCAAUAGCAUCGUACAGUCAAACAACAACAGCGGCCCAAACGUCGACGGAGACGUACCGUACACUAAGCGCCGGUACGAUGACCGAUCAAAAAGCGAACGAAGAGCGGAAUACUUUCGCUGAGCCGGAACCGGUACCAUACAGCAGUUCGAAACGACCGGUGCCAGCAUUUCUGCCGUCUCCCUCGACGGCCACGACAACGGUGAUUCGCGAUGAGAAAAAGUUCGAUGCACCGGAAUCACCGUACUUGAGCGAAUUUACCAAACGAUUGGCCCGUCUACGUGCCGAAGCUGUUCAACAACCCUCCGGGCUGGGAAUUGAUUCACCCUCCAGAAGGACAGUAUUUGAAGGAGCAUCUGUGCGCUCGUCAUACACAUCGCGGGACAUUUAUGACGAACCACCACCGUCGGCAUCACGCUAUCGACCUGGGCGACAAACGAUUGCUCCCAUGAGCAGCAGCAGCACCUUUGGAGGAGGACGUCGAAUCGCAGCCAUGCAACGUGAUGAGAUGACGGCCGAUGUACGCAAUUCCGUGCGCCAGAGCCUAUUGGCGCUCGAUCGAAAGUACUCGAUCCGGAAGAUUUUCUACAGCAUCAUAAUCGUUUUGGUGGUCAUUUUUCUGUUUGUUUUCUUUUUCUUGUAAAUCAAUUCGCUCUUUAAAGUU
This is a messenger RNA of Anopheles maculipalpis, 1400 nucleotides long. Its product is annotated as otefin. The transcript is spliced from 2 exons. Bases 18 to 1379 code for a protein of 453 amino acids. Lineage: Eukaryota; Metazoa; Arthropoda; Insecta; Diptera; Culicidae. The record is from RefSeq and is a predicted model, not a curated record.